ACUGGAGAGGCUACGGCGAGCGGCCCGCCUCCAUGGCCACCUCUAGCCCGCGAAAGUUCAAAGUUUAUCUGUUCAGUCGACAGGAGUGAGCUGUGCGAGGCAGACCUGGUCAGGACUCGGUGGAGGCACAAGCCCAUCGCCUCGCCACAGCUACACUCACCCCUUCAUCCCCUCCAUCACCCUCGCCAUAACACAAGGAAGCACACAGACAGCAUGAGGUGUAGCGACGGUCUCCCGCUGCUGCUGCUGGUGGUGCUAGCGGUCGGGACGCUAGGCUCCGGUCUCAAGAUCAACCGUCAGCGACGUCAGGCGACCCAGUGCCAGCCUGGCGAUAUUUCGUGCGAGAAGUGCUCGAAGUCAUGCAGCAGCGUGGAGGUGUCUCUUCUCCCAGAGUGUUGCGAAGCCUACAACACCUGCUGCGACGAGUAUUUCCAAGCCUGCAAGAAAUGUUCGAGCAUAACAGCCAAAGACCAAUAUUUCCCUGAGUACUGCUGCGCCUCCUUCACCGACUGCUGCCAUCUUAUUACCACCUUCAGCACCCAGGUUAAGCCACCUGAGCCGGUGAGGACUCCGGCUAAAUCCGCCUCGCUAAACAUCCCGACGGUGGCGGCCCCGAAGCCGGUGAGGUUCCCGGGCCUGAAGUCCUCGGAACCAGGGAGGCCCAAGAGCCAGAGUGCCGCGACGCUAGACAAUGCCAAGGUCUCACAGCCAGGGGCGCCCAAGAGUCAAUUCUCCCCGACGCUCCACGACAACGAAGGAGCAGCAUCCGAAGCCAAGGACACCGCCGUCUUCGAUGCGUUUCAACCCCCGGAAAUCGAACCAGAAGUAGUGAAGCCGGCACUUUCCCAGCCCCCGGUUUCCCGACCUCCGGUGUCCCGACCUCCGGUGUCCCAGGCUCCGGUGUCCCAGGCUCCGGUGUCCCAGGCUCCUGCUCAGCGCGGCAGGAAGGCUCCGCCACAAGCCAGGGCUCAACCCAGACCUCGACAGCGGCAGCAAGGUGGCCGUCGACCAGCACAGGACCUGGGCGACAGACGAGGUCGCAUCACCUCCCGUGGGCGAGUCAUAUCCUAGUCCCAGCUGGUACUUCUAAGACUAGCUGGCUCUCGGCCCAGCUGGUUCUCCUAUCCCCAUCUAGUUCUCGCCCAAGCUGGCCUUCAGCGCGCUGGCUCUCUUCAGCUGGCCCUAUUGGGUUCAUCUUCCUAGCUCUCCGGCUUCUAAUUGUAAAGUGGACUUCUUGAACCACCUUGCGUUAGAGCCCAGCUGGCCUCUCUCUCUCUCUCAGCAACCAAGUCUGGUCUCCUAGCUCAAGAAGGCCCUCCGCAUCCUCUUAGUUCUAGGUGGCUCUUCUUACUGCCCUGGUCUCCAAGUUCUAAGUGGCUCUACAUAGCCUUCCAGUUGCAGGUCUCAGACCCUUGGCUUUCUAAUUCCAGAUGUUCAUCAACGCGCCAGCAAUCCGAGCGGUCUCGAUACCAAAAGUUCUCAUCUCGAUUUAAGUCCAUCUCAACUCGCCUCUUCCCUCCAGUGAUGAUAUUUUCAGAGACAACUGCACUCAUCCCAGACAGAUUAUUUUUUUUGUAUAGUAUUUCAAUGUUUGUUGGCUAUAUAUUUCAGUAAAACCUCGAUAGUUGUCAUACACCAUUUUCGUUGAUAAUGUUGAACUAAAUUCGUCUCUAGGAUUUUCUGGACAUGAACUCUAAUUUACUCUCAUACAUUGUGUACAUAGCAUCAUCAACAUCUGGAUAACUACCUGUCUCUGUUUUUGAGGAGUUUGUACGUCCUUGUGAGGCUUUAUAUAAAUUUCUGCCUUUCGGGGCUAUCUUACCAGACAGCCAAAUUCAUCAAUUUAAUUCAUCAAUGUUCCUCCGUAGAUUGGUUCUCCAGCGUCACCCACAGAUGGUGACACAAUGGCAUUUGAUAGUUGCAAGUGAAGUUGCUGGCCAAGAUACAUGUUGAUAUGACUUAUCACUUCCGACGUAACGCUAAUGACGCCCCUAUCUUCAUAAACCACCUGAUGUUACAGAGAACACCUUAAUAUGAUGCUUCUCCAGACUUCACUAGCCACUAAACAUGCGUAUUAUGUUACCAUCUAAGACUAGGGUCCCCCCAACAUCACCGUCUCGUCUUUUAAAGUUAUUCCCUCUUGACUGUUGAAUUCUGUGACAGUUUCCCUUGGUACUCUUCUGUUACUUGUAUGUUUUCUUCGUAACACGUUAUCCAACCACCUAUUGUUAUCUCCUGUUUCCAUCUGUUGUCAUCUGUUUCCACCUGUUACUCGUGGUGAUUCCUGCCAGCCCAGAGAGGCGUUCCUACCAGCCACAUCCCAAACCUCUUGCCAUUCCAGUCUGGCAACUUCCUACUAUCAAACUGAAAGUCGUCAUAAUAAACAUCUAUAAUUCC
Procambarus clarkii (red swamp crayfish) is the source of this 2397-nucleotide messenger RNA. RefSeq names its product probable serine/threonine-protein kinase samkC. The record is from RefSeq and is a predicted model, not a curated record. NCBI's taxonomy places the organism in Eukaryota, Metazoa, Arthropoda, Malacostraca, Decapoda, Cambaridae.